CGGCGCGCCUCCGCCGGGGUCGUGGUUCGUCAGCGCUUCCGGCCGCGCCCGGGGCUGAGCGGGAGCGGCGGCCGGGAACGAACCGGGAACAAACCGGGAACGGGCCGGCAGCCGGAGAGAGGGAAGAUGGAGAGCAACCCCGUGCUGCUGGAAUCCAAAUCCUCCCCCAUCAACCUGCUGAACGAGAUGCAGCAGCUGCGGCUGCUGGGCCACCUGUGCGACGUCACCGUCAGCGUGGAGUACCAGGGCGUGCGCGCCGAGUUCCCGGCGCACAAGGCCGUGCUGGCCGCCACCAGCAAGUUCUUCAAGGAGGUUUUCCUCAACGAGAAGCCCGUGGACGGCCCCCGCAGCAACGUGUUCCUCAACGAGGUGCAGGUGGCGGAUUUCGCCUCCUUCCUGGAGUUCGUCUACACGGCGCGCGUGGAGGUGGAGGAGGACAGGGUGCAGCGCAUGCUGGAGAUCGCCGAGAAGCUCAAGUGCCUGGAUCUCUCCGAGACUUGCUUCCAGCUGAAGAAGCAGAUGCUGGAGUCCGUGCUGCUGGAGCUGCAGAGCUUCUCGGAGUCGCAGAAUUCCGAGGAGGAGAGCGCCGCCCGCCCCAGCGCCGUGCCCGCGGCGAAGGCCGAGCGGGACUCUACGGGUUGUCCCGUCGCCGCGCCCGGCCGCGGAGCGUCUCCCGAGGGGCCGGCCGCCAAGUCCAAGGAGAAGGUGGACAAAAAGAAGGAAGUGCUGAAGGCUCCUUACGCCAAGAUCCGCAGGGCCAGCGGGCGGCUGGCCGGCAGGAAGGUGUUCGUGGAGAUCCCGAAGAAAAAAUACACCCGGAGGCUGCGGGAGCAGCAGCAGAACGCCGAGGAGGAAAAGCAGCCCAAGGGCGAGGAGGGAGAGCGGGAGCAGGAGGAGAACUCCGGCAAACCCGAGGAGACCUCCCCGGACAACCUCCCCAAGGGCGAGGAGGACAGAAAGAAGCGUGGCGGCGCCUUCAAGUGCGGCACGUGCCAGAAGGAGUUCCUGUACGAGAAGAGCUUCCUGAAGCACAUCCAGCAGAGCCACGGCAUCGCCUCGGCGCUGGAGUUCCGCUGCGAGACGUGCGCGCAGACCUUCGCCAACCGCUGCAACCUGCGCAGCCACCAGCGGCACGUGCACAGCAGCGAGCGCCGCUUCCCCUGCGAGCUGUGCGCCAAGCGCUUCAAGAGGAAGAAGGACGUCAAGAGGCACGUGCUGCAGGUGCACGAGGGCGGCGGCCAGCGCCACCAGUGCCACCAGUGCGGCAAGGGGCUCAGCUCCAGGACGGCGCUGCGGCUGCACGAGAGGACGCACACGGGACACAAGCCCUACGGCUGCCCCGAGUGCCAGGCCAAGUUCUCCCAGCCCUCGGCGCUGAAAACGCACAUGAGGAUCCACACAGGGGAGAAGCCCUUUGUGUGUGAUGAGUGUGGGGCCCGCUUCACCCAGAACCACAUGCUCAUCUACCACAGGCGCUGCCACACAGGGGAAAGGCCUUUCAUGUGUGAAACCUGUGGGAAGAGCUUUGCCUCCAAGGAAUACUUGAAACACCACAACCGCAUCCACACGGGAUCCAAACCCUUCAAAUGUGAGGUUUGCUUCCGGACCUUUGCCCAGCGGAAUUCCCUGUACCAGCACAUCAAAGUCCACACAGGGGAGCGGCCGUACUGCUGCGACCAGUGUGGGAAGCAGUUCACGCAGCUGAACGCGCUGCAGCGGCACCACCGCAUCCACACCGGCGAGAAGCCCUUCAUGUGCAACGCCUGCGGCAGGACCUUCACCGACAAAUCCACGCUGCGCCGGCACACCUCGAUCCAUGAUAAAAACACCCCCUGGAAGUCCUUCCUCGUCAUCGUGGAAGGAGCCACAAAGAAUGACGAGGGGCACAAAACGGAGCUUCCCGAUGAGGAAUACGAAGCGUCCCCCAAAAUCCCAGAAAAGCUGCUGUCCUUCCCAGAGAACAGCCCCUACCAGAGCCUGGCAGCAGUCCCGGGAAGUGGGAAUUCCAGCACGGACUGUAAGGCCUCUGGAGCACAGGAGUCCCUGCUGGGAGAACUCACCGUGCUCCACACACAGACGGACUCUGGGCAGCCCCAGCUCCAUGCCCUGGUGAACAUGGAAUAAUUCGGGAUUGCCUCCUGCUCCUUAGGCUGCACCCCUUGUACAGUCCUUGGCCUGAGGGAGGCUGGUGGUGGGAAGCUGGGAAAGAGUGGAUUUCCAGCUUUCCUCUGGAAAUUCCUUCCCCAGCUCCACCUCCUGAUGGUCGGGCAGGGUGGCACCACACCAGGGAAUUUGUGGGAGUUGAUCCCCUCCGCAUUCAGGGGGCGGCUCAGGUACCUUGCUGGUGCAGGUUUGUUUUCCAGGGAAUUCAAUGCCACAUGGACAAUCAGGAGAACUGAUGUUUCUCUGUGACAUUUGCUGCAUUUUCCCCAGUGGAAUUUCAUCCAGGAGAAGUCUGGCUAAAUUUGCUUUUCAGGAAAUGUUGGUAUCCUCUGCUUUUGCCAAAGAUCCCAAAGAGUGGGAGCAGCUUUGGAGUUUCAUUCCAGGAGUUUGGAGUCUCUGAGCAGCAAAAAGGGGCAGGUGGCAGCCAAGUGCUACUUCCUUGAUUUUACAAUUGCAGGGAAACUGGAGCAGUCUGGCACUGGGAUCCUGUCAGUUCUCACCUUCCAGCUGCUCCAGCUCCCAUGGAAUUGGGCAAAUACGAGAACAAGACAUCUCCUAGAAGACUGUGAAAAGGAAGGGGCUCAGUUCAGAGGCUUUUCCUGCUCCAUUUUAGUGGAAUGGGAUUUGGGGGAUUUCCCCUGGCCAGGGAAGGAGCCUUGGAGUGUUGUUCCAGCUGGGCUGACUCCUGUUUUUUCGCAACAGCAGCUCGCUGUGCUACGGUUUGAUGCUUCAAACCUUGGGAUGGGCUUCCCAGUGUAAAAACCCACAGCUUUCCCCAUUCUUUUUCCCAUUUCUUUACCUGUUCCUGUAGUAUUCCCACAGCAAUUCCUCAGCUGAAGCUGUGAGCAGAACUUUGGGAAAGAUAAGCACAAUGCAGCCUGGUGAGAUCCAGCAAUAAAGACACCCCCCCACCUGUGGCACAGAGCUAUUUUUUGGGAUAAAGGGAUGGCGGAGGCGUUCUCAUGGAAUUCUAAGCUAGAAAAAAGGGAAUUUUUGUACCAGAGGACAUUUCCAAGAGGUUAUAUUUGAGAUAUUUAUUCCUGCUGGAGCUCAGUUAUUCCCAAUGGAAGGAAAGGGGUUGUAGAUAUAUUUAAGGGCUGAGCACUUGGAUCCGGAGACGGGGAAUGUUUUGUACUCUGCGAACAUACGGAAGUGAGUUACUUGUUUGAGCUGUUCCUAUUAAAAUAUGGAAUAUG
This is a messenger RNA of Onychostruthus taczanowskii (white-rumped snowfinch), 3359 nucleotides long. It is a transcript of the gene GZF1, whose product is annotated as GDNF inducible zinc finger protein 1. Gene Ontology annotation, biological process: negative regulation of transcription by RNA polymerase II; regulation of immune system process; regulation of cytokine production. Gene Ontology annotation, molecular function: DNA-binding transcription factor activity; RNA polymerase II cis-regulatory region sequence-specific DNA binding; protein binding. Bases 127 to 2124 code for a protein of 665 amino acids. NCBI's taxonomy places the organism in Eukaryota, Metazoa, Chordata, Aves, Passeriformes, Passeridae. The record is from RefSeq and is a predicted model, not a curated record. The transcript is spliced from 6 exons.